GGUGUGACUGGGUGUGCUAUGAACUUAUCACAGUGCGCCGCACAGUGAUGUGGCACGCCUCCCCCCAGUCCUUUCCAUUCGGUCCAUUUGGGCGCCUACAGUAGCGUGGCAUGGGAUCGGUAACCUUGCACAUGGACAAGAUCAGCUGUUGGAAAGCUGAUCACAACACACGCAAGGCUCGUGUCGUAGCCUCGUUCCUUUUUGCACAUGCUGCCCUACUUCCCCGGGUCUUGACAACAUUGUUCUAUUGCGCUUCCUUGUUGAUGUGAAAUGAGCGGCUUGUUUUGAUAUUUGUGGUUGCACAAUGGCCUCAUCGCAAGAGUCGGCGUAUCUGCAGGGUGAGGAGAUGAGGUGGCAAGAUUUCGACAACGAGAAAGUAUUCGAGGCAGCAAAGGAAACCGCAGCCGCCGCCACGUGUGAUAGUUUCGUUCUCGAGUUUGGCCCGAACAGUGCGCGUAUAGUGCAGGACUUGGAUAAUGGCCAGUUUCAGUUCCUCAUGAAGCAGGAGAAAAGAGAUACCGGAUUUCCUAUCCGAUGGAUCAAUAUUUGGAACACGAGUAAGCAUAAGGAUGUUGUCAAGCUGAUUGGGCAGAAAUAUGCCUUUUCCCAAAGACUUAUAUCUUUGAUGAUAUAUGCGGCGGAAAUGCAGCAACAUGCUACCCAAGCUAGAAAGAAGAAGGGCUCGGUUGCAACCAAAAAGACCGCAUCUAAAAAUGUGGGCAGGGCUACGAGAACACAAGGCGAUGCAGAGAAGGGGUUAACCGACAUGUCGUCCGGAACUAGUCCUGCUCCCGAGCCGAGAGGAUCGCUACCACCUUUGGAGGGCGAAGAAAUCGAGAUAUACCUCCUCAUGAAAGACACUGUCAACUACUCAUCUAUCGAUCACACAGAUAAAGCUCUCUGUGUUGGUGCUCAUUGGCUCCACAAACGUCCUGAACGUCCUGGGCAGGAAAUCGAGGUAGACGAAAAUGACUUUAUGCCACCCAAACAUUGGCUGUGGCUUGUGUUGUGCGACGAUCAUACGGUAAUCACACUUCAUGAAGGGCCUGUAUUAGAGGCGGUACCGGAGGGUUGGAAAAAAGAGGAGUGGGACAGAGCACAAUAUAAAAGCAUGAGGGCCAACUCGCUCGAUGUGCUCUUGCAACAGUCUCAACGGGGAAUGAGCUUGUACGAGCAACGACCUCUGUCUCAGAAUUCCAUUCGUCAAGCAUUGAAGAAGUCGCUUGACCGCCAGAGCUCGAGCAAACCUGGAAUGAGCAGGGUCCAUUCGGAUGUUGCACCGAUUGAGACAGCCCCAAAUACCACUCUCGAGGAUGAAGGAACUAGUAGCCUCUUCUACUACCUCUUUGAGGACUAUUCUGCCACUGGUCCACUGAAGGCAGCUGGCAAGAUUUUGGAGGAGCUGACGCCCAAGGUUCUUCACAGCGCAGAGCGCAAGAGCCGGGUCAAAAGUCGAGAAAUCAUUCAACCAUUGCAUAUCCUGAGUAAAGACUUGCGUACUCUGAAGCACUUGUUCGAGACUUAUAUGAUCUUGAUCAACAAGAUAUUAACUGCCACAAAACGACCGGGUCCUCCACAGCCCGACCCACGCUUCUCGUUCGCAUUGCGCUCUGAAUCAUCCAAUCUAUCCGAAUCGCUCAUCAUGAGCAGUGAUCCCCAACGCAAGGUGUUCCUCACCUCGUCGGCCUUGCAGCGGUUUGACCGCCUGCGGGACCGGCUGAGAAGCAUCAUGCUUAGCACCAUCGAGGGUCAUUUCGAGGAGAUCAACGCACUGCAAGAUACGUACUUCAAUCUUACCCAGCAGAAGGAUUCGGCAGCCACCGCGCGCUUAACUCGCAGCGCCACUCUUCUCGCGAAACUGAGCGUCUUCUUCCUGCCUAUCAGCUUCAUCACCGCGUACUUCUCCAUUCAGGUUGAGGAUAUUUACACUGGCUGGACCGCAGGCGAUUACUAUUACACGUUCGCAGUGACAAUUUCCGUCUCGUUCUUGAGCCUUUUCUUCUUUGGAAGACUGCUCACGGCCUUGAGUGACGCGCUGGAUGACUGGGCCGACAAGAUUUCGGAUGGGUUCAGAAAAGUUUUCCGGGUAAUAACGGGAUUCAAGAUGGAUGAUGACGAGGAAUGAUCAGUACAAACCUGGCUGUGGAGAGUAGUGAUUGAGCGUGCGGGAUGAUACCAAUCGGACCUUCAGGUCACUAUUGUGAAGUUUUGUUUUGAGCAGAUGUGUCUAAUCAAUAGCGGGUAAGGUUACUUUUUGGCAUGGGAAUGCGAGCAGUUAGCAUACGAAGAAAUU
Messenger RNA from Truncatella angustata, 2293 nucleotides. RefSeq lists its product as uncharacterized. The record is from RefSeq and is a predicted model, not a curated record. The transcript has 7 exons. The coding region runs from base 305 to 2125 and encodes 606 amino acids. Gene Ontology annotation, biological process: transmembrane transport; metal ion transport. Lineage: Eukaryota; Fungi; Ascomycota; Sordariomycetes; Amphisphaeriales; Sporocadaceae. Gene Ontology annotation, molecular function: magnesium ion binding; magnesium ion transmembrane transporter activity; cobalt ion binding. Gene Ontology annotation, cellular component: membrane.